This is a messenger RNA of Mus pahari (shrew mouse), 957 nucleotides long. It is a transcript of the gene Tmigd3, whose product is annotated as transmembrane and immunoglobulin domain containing 3. The transcript has 7 exons. Gene Ontology annotation, molecular function: transmembrane signaling receptor activity. The coding region runs from base 215 to 847 and encodes 210 amino acids. Gene Ontology annotation, cellular component: plasma membrane. Lineage: Eukaryota; Metazoa; Chordata; Mammalia; Rodentia; Muridae. The record is from RefSeq and is a predicted model, not a curated record.
AUCACCAGAGGGUGCCUGGGUGUCAGCUUGCCUUCAGGUGCUCAGCUAGACUUCAUCAAGCACACGUGGAGAGCUCUGUAUUAGGUUAAUGUGCUAACAUUAAUAUUCGUGAGCGAAGUAUGAUCCUCGUGCUCAAAAAGCUCAGAAUCCAGAUCCAGGGGUCCUGAGAUCCUCGCUCUUAUCAUUCCAUCUGAAGGCUCACUUCCUUCUCAGCAUGGAGCUCCUCCUCCUCCUCCUCUCCUUGCCUCUCUUUUCCGAUGCCAUGGUCAUGGAUGAAAAGGUGAAAUCAGGUGUUGAGCUGGACACAGCUUCUGCAGUCUGUAACUAUGAUGCCCACUACAAGGACCACACCAAGUACUGGUGCCGUGGCUACUUCAGGGACUCGUGCAACAUUAUUGCCUUCGCCCCUAAUAGUACCAACCGUGUGGCCCUGAAGGACACAGGAAACCAACUCAUCAUCACUGUAUCCUGCCUGGUCAAGGAGGACACAGGCUGGUACUGGUGUGGUAUCCAGCGGGACUUGGCCAGAGAUGACAUGGAUUUUACACAGCUGAUUGUGACUGAUAAUAGAGAAGACCAGGCCAAUGGCUUUUCAUCUGACCCUUCAGGCAACAGGACCCGGGGCUGUAGGGCUUCCAAAGCUGUCCAAAAGGCAGAGGGCUCCCGAAUGUCCAUUCUGAUCAUUUGUAUACUGAUCACCAGUUUGGGGAUCAUCUUUAUAAUCAGUCAUCUGUCCAGAGGAAGGCGAAGUCCAAGAAAUAGAGGAGUUACUGGCAAAAGCGUCGAUAGCAACCCACAAGCAAGCCAAGGUCUGUCUAUGGUCUCCAUAUCUUUGGCAAGGAUUUGAAGUUCCUUCCAUGUGUCCCGACUCAAGGAAAUGGCUCGAACUGAACACAUGUGGCUGAAGAUUUCUCUCACUUAGCUCCUAAAUAAAGUAAUGCCAUUACAGUAGAAUAU